AGAGAGAGAGAGAAAGAGUGUCAGUCUAGUUUGUGAUCUGGUUCGGACAAGAAGUGGUCAGCCUGAAAAACAAACACCACGAGAAAAUGCCUUUAAAACACCCAAAAACCCUACAAAUCCUACAAAACAAGGCUCUGGAGGAUACGCAAUGGCUCCUACAGGCCUUAAUCCUAUAUACCUUAAUAGCCACAUCCUUCACCCACGCCCUUGGACCUAGAAGCAUCCAAUCCUGCUUUGGAAAUGAGAGAAAUGAGAUCGAAAACCAAAAUUUUUUAAGAAACAUUAAUAAGUUUAGUCUAAAGGUGUUCAGAGGCCUCGUGGCGGCUCAAGAGGGUUCAGGAGCCCAGGAGAGUGUGAUUGUAUCCCCUUAUAGUGUCUGGAGUGGGCUUAUCCUUGCCUACUUUGCGUCUGAGGGCAGAACGAGAGGCGAACUGGAAAGAGUGUUGAAAAUUAGCGGGAAAUCACAGGUCUUUUCUAAGUGGAGGGAUCUGGAGGCAAGCCUCACCCAAACAUCUCUAAGAACCUUACUGGACACCUUAGAACACACAUACACGCAAAAACACACACACACACAAACAAACCCAACCAACGAUACACACACCCAAACACACACCCAAACACACACCCAAACACGCACACACAGACAAGGAAAGCAGUCAAACCAGGUUAAAUAUUCAAACACCUUCGCGGAGUCAGAGUCAGCGAGUGGCAGUAGUAGUAGUAGCAGUAGUCAGGGCGAUGGGGAGGUUACAGUAAAAGUUAAUAGCAAUAGUUAUAUACAAGAGUGUGCUACUAGUGGCCUUGGGGUUCAAAUAUGUAGCAGUAGAGAUGUAGGAACGCCCCAAGAUACUAUUACUACUAACACAGAUCCCGGGAGUAGUAGCAGCAGUAGUAGUAGCAGUAGUAGUAGUAGUAGUAGCAGUGGUGGUUCAUCUACUGCCUGUAUUAACGGGGUUUGUCAGACUAGCGACCCUGCGAACACCGGAGACAAAGCGACGAAAACAACAUGCAAAACAGAAAACGGGAUUAAAACUUGUGAGAAAGACAUUUGUGAAACGGACAAUUCUGGACUUUUAACCUGUACCACGCAAACCUGUACCACCCCCACUGACGGUACGGAAGAAUGCACCUCUCCUGCACCCUCCCGUACCACCAGAACCCAGAAAUCAGCCCACACAAGCGGAUUUAGAAGCAAAAACUGGGGGUACUUUUCAACAAAUCUUAAUCUACACCCUUGUCUCUUUCAAUAUAUUCCACAACUUAAACGUCUAGACUUCAGCAAAACGAGUGUAGCUGCCGGUACAAUCAACACAGCGGUACAGGAGGCUACAGCAGGGAAGAUCAAGACCCUGGUACAGCCGCAGGACCUCGCAGGAGCUAACUUUAUGCUGUUAAAUGCUGUUCACUUCAAAGGAAAUUGGAUAAUGAAGUUUCCCCUUGAAAAUACAAAAGUGGUUCCGUUUUCUACGAGUUCUGGCCAGCGAGAUGUCCAAAUGAUGAGAGUUUUGGAGCAUUUUAGAUACGCGCCCACCACCACACUGAACGCCUCUGUAGAGCUGCCUUACUCCUCCACCCACUCCAUGCUGCUAAUACUCCCGGAGAAGGGCGUGGGCGUGGCGAGGGUGGUGGGCGGGCUGACACACAAGAGGCUGACAGAGGCGAUGGAGAGUUUGCAAAAGUCAUAUCUGGAUUUAAAUGUUCCUCGGUUUUCAAUGACUUCACACCUGACUGAUGACUUAAAGCAGGCUCUAAUCGCCAUGGGGCUACGGGAUCUCUUUUCAAUGCCUCUCAAUUUUGGAGCUGUGACACAAGACCCUCUGAUACUGCGUGACAUCAUCCACCAAGCUGCUCUGGACGUGGACGAGGAAGGGACAGAGUUUGCAGCGGCGACUGGCUUAAUAGGAACAAGAGUGGGCCCCGCUAAGGUCUUCCUCGAUCGUCCCUUCCUCUUCCUCCUCCACGAAAGAAGACUUAACCUCACCCUAGCCGCGGGGGUCUUCCGAGGGCCCUAAGGAGGAGGAGGAGGAGGAGGAGGAGGAGGAGGAGGAGGAGGAGGAGGAGGAGGAGGAGGAGGAGAAGAAAUAGAUUAGGAUCGAGAGGAAGAUUGUGUGAAUAAGAAGAGAGGAGGAGGAGGAGGAGGAGGAGGAGGAGGAGGAGGAAGAGGUUUUUUUUUAGCGAGUUCUGGCAAUAUUGGGCUAUUUUGUAGAAUUGGGCGGUUUUUUGUGGCUAUCUAUGUGACCAUUGGGCUAUUUUGGGCUAUUUUUGUGUGUCUAUAUAAUAAAUGUCUUUAUAAUGUU
Portunus trituberculatus (swimming crab) is the source of this 2297-nucleotide messenger RNA. RefSeq lists its product as uncharacterized. NCBI's taxonomy places the organism in Eukaryota, Metazoa, Arthropoda, Malacostraca, Decapoda, Portunidae. The record is from RefSeq and is a predicted model, not a curated record. The transcript is spliced from 6 exons. The coding region runs from base 87 to 2012 and encodes 641 amino acids. Gene Ontology annotation, molecular function: serine-type endopeptidase inhibitor activity.